This is a messenger RNA of Nestor notabilis (Kea), 935 nucleotides long. RefSeq names its product amyloid beta (A4) precursor protein-binding, family B, member 3 (gene APBB3). Gene Ontology annotation, molecular function: transcription factor binding; amyloid-beta binding. The annotation marks the transcript as partial. Gene Ontology annotation, cellular component: nucleus; cytoplasm. The record is from RefSeq and is a predicted model, not a curated record. Gene Ontology annotation, biological process: regulation of DNA-templated transcription. Lineage: Eukaryota; Metazoa; Chordata; Aves; Psittaciformes; Psittacidae. The transcript has 9 exons.
ACAACCUCUGGAGUGACCAGAGCCUGGAGACAGACCCCGACCUCCCCCCAGGCUGGAGGAAAAUCUGUGACUCUCUGGGCACCUACUACUGGCAUGUGCCAACAGGCACGACGCAGUGGCAGCACCCCGCACGCACCACUGGCCCUGGAGGGCGCCCAGAGGCUGAUGGAGAGGAGACACCCCAGGGAACGGACUGCCAUGCCCCCAUGGCGAAGCACUCGGCGAAGGACAGGCCCAUUCCCAGCCCCAUGGCCUCGCUGUCCCGGAGUGAGAGCCAUCCCGUCAUCACCCUGUCCCUCUGCAGGACCUCUCUGCCCUGGCACGGAGAUGACUUCCAGAGCUCAGAUCCUGGCUCCAAGUGCUUUGCUGUGCGCUCGCUGGGAUGGGUAGAGAUCCCUGAGGAGGACCUGGCACCUGGCAAAAGCAGCAUCGCUGUCAACAACUGCAUCCAGCAGCUCUCCAACAGCAAAGGCCAGGGCUCUGCCGAGAACCAGGGUGAGGCCAUCAUCUGGUGGUCCCAGGAGUGGGGCAGAGACUUUGCCUUCGUGGCCAGUGACAAGGACACCUGCGUCCUCAAGUGUCAUGUCUUCCACUGCAAUGUGCCUGCCAAGGGCAUAGCCAAGGCCCUGCAUGAGAUGUGCUCCAAGAUCGUGGCUGAGCGAGCUGGAGCGAGCAGUGGACUGCCCCGGGCCACCAUGCUGAAGCCCAUCUCCACUGAGGACUUGCCGCUGCAAGUGGAUAUCUUGGAAGCAGUGAGGCAGUCCAUACAGACCUAUGAGGCGCUGUACAUCGGCAGCCUGCCAGUGUCCUGCUCUGCAGGGAUGGAUGUGCUGAAUGAGGCCAUUGAGAAGCUGACGAGGGGGCCCGGGCGAGAGCAUUGGAUGCCAUCCCUCAUCCAUGUGUCUGACACGGCCAUGAGGGUGCACCCAGCACAG